UAUAGAGAUGACUGCAUCCGCAACCAAACUGCAGGAGAUCUACAACCAGCAGGGCUUCCUCUCAGCACUGCCUGUGUUGACUGAGACUGAACUGAGGGAGGCUAGGCAGGCCUUUUCUGCGCUGGAGGAAGAAUUUGGUAAGUUAGCGCUUUGAAACCAAGGAGUGAGAGAAGAAAAGGGGAUGAUAACUGGAAAUAAAAGGAGGUAUCCUAGCAGUAUUGUCAUUGACAGGUCAUGUUGUGUGUUUGCAUGUUUCUAGGUACAGAGUACACCCAGUAUAGCCUCCACAAUGUUCACCUUCAGUAUCCAUGGGUGAGAAACCUGACGAAACACCCUCAAAUCCUCGGAGUGGUCAAAGCCGUCCUGGGCCCAGAUGUGAUCCUGCUGGACUCUCGUUUUAUUUGCAAAUACCCAGCACUCAAAUCUGACCCCCAGGAGAGAGAGGAGGGGGAAACCAUGCCUGAUGGGAGUGUCGGCGAGAAUGGGCUUCCAUAUGUGGCCUGGCAUCAAGAUAUGAGGUAGAUUUGGCUCUGGGAUUUCAUGCCAAAAGGUGUUGUAUUUGUUUUGUUGUGUCUGACUGUGAUUGUAUUGUCGGCAGGUACUGGGGUAUUGCUGGUGGCCCUGUCCUUUCUGUGUGGCUCGCUUUAGAUGACUCACUGGAAGAGAAUGGAGCUCUUCAGGUCAUCCCAGGUAUCACUUCACUUUAUUUUUGCCUCUGGUGCAAGUUCAUGAAUUUUCAAAACUGCCCUGGUUCUUCAUUAAAAUAAUGGUAGAAUAUUAUAAUAUUUACAUGAAUCCCAAUAUAGUCAAAGAAGUGUUCAGUGGGGUAAGCAUUCAUUGAUUCUACUUGAUUGACUUGGUGUCUUUGUGUCCUGUAUAGGCAGCCACUGCUCUGGUAUGUUACCGCAUCACCAAGCCAUCCGUCCUGGAAACAUGUUGACCGUCAACCAGGAGAUUCCAGAGGAGCUGGUGCAGGCUGAUGAAGCUGUGCUUUGCCCUCUGUUAGCUGGCCAGAUGUCUGUGAGUUUGUUUGUUUGUUAGUAAAAGAUGGCAGACUGAUAAAUAAGUGUGAUGGAGAGUGAAUAAAAAAGAAUCUGGUGUUGGUUUCAAAAGGUUCAUGAUGGACUCCUGAUCCAUGCCAGUGAUGCCAACAUGUCCCAGAAGAGGCGCUGUGGGUUUGUGAUCCGAUAUGUCCCCACCUGUGCUUAUCCCAUACAGGUGAGACAAACAGACAUAUCAAUUGCUCUUCACUUGAUAGUAUUAUCAGUCAGUCCUGUUGUGUGCUGACUCAGAGUUUUUCUGUUGCUGCUAGGAUCCUGAUCGUCCCAGGAAAUUUCAUGCAACAGAGCUGGCCUGUGGAGCGGAUCAGUUCGAGCAUUUUUCCAACAAAUCCACAUGAAAGUACUCCUGCAUGUUCAACAAUAAUGUUUCAAAAAAUGACAAAAGUCUUUUUUUGAUGAACAUGAGUGUAGAUUUGUAUCAGCUAAAGCAAAAUGUGC
This is a messenger RNA of Xyrichtys novacula (pearly razorfish), 1499 nucleotides long. NCBI's taxonomy places the organism in Eukaryota, Metazoa, Chordata, Actinopteri, Labriformes, Labridae. The record is from the annotation of a GenBank genome assembly.